UCAUAAGCAGGUUUUUCAACCAGUUUUCAAAAAUAUACACAUGAGGAUAUUUGAUAGUAUCUGAUCAAUGAAUAGUAAUUCACGAAAUCCCAGAUGUCUAUAAGAGUAUUCCAAACUGCGGAAGGGGUCCCUCUCUCCAUACUAUCACUCGUCAAUAAACCAACAUGAUACAACCGACUUCCUUGUAUAAAUAUGGAACUCGCAUCAUUUUAUAUGUAUACAUUGUGUGCCUUGACAGUUUAGGUAAUUGUCUGAACUUUAAAGUGCUUAAGAGUUCUUCCUGUGCGUUGCUAAUUUGAGAGCUUGAACUGCACGUGCGUUUUCUCUGAGAGGUCCUUCGAUCAGCAAAGGCUUUUACGACAACCAACAAAACUGUAUCUACUACAUGUCUAACACAAGGAUAGUGAAGAUCAAUGAAGUAUGUAUGUGGGACAUGCAUCUGAUUAAAAUCUGAGUAUGCAACGCAACAACGGAAUUUAAAGGAGCCGAAAAAAAAAAAGUAAGGAAAGGGUUGUACAGUUGACAUAAUUGGAGAAAUCCGGUGGUUAUUAGUGUAUGUUGUUUGUACAUAUUUCAAACAUUACACCGUUAUUCACGAGGAGCGGAUUGGACUUACGCAGUAUCGUGAUUUAUUCAAGCGAGGCGGUGGGUGUUAGCAAACAGUAGUAUCAACAAUGUCGACGAGAGAGGCGGACUAGCUCACCGUGAUAGUUACAUCGGACUUCCUGAAUACGCUAUACCUUGAGAAAGUGGACAGUGUUUGUUAUAUAACGAAUCUACAUCUUGUUCCAUCAUCAAAGCAUGGGAAAGGAAGAAGAAUUGUUAAAGACAAUACACAACAACGAUGAGAAAAAAUUACAGAAACUCUUACUUCCGGAAAAGGAAUUCCAAAUCCGAAAGGUAGAUGUACCAACAUCCGGUACCCUGGGGGGUCGGAUUCGGAUGCAGGUGGUACACGUGGACAUCAACUGUCAGGAGAAUGGCACGGGAUACACACCGCUCAUCAUCUCCGUCCUGAAUGGUAAUAAAGAAAUUAUGGAGACAUUACUAUUUUACUCCGCCAGCGUUAAUCUCGCCGAUCAGAAAGGGAACACGCCUCUUCACUUGGCAGCUUUUAUGGGAAGACUGGAUCUUGUGUAUAUAUUGUUGCGAAACAAUGCAAAGGUUAACAUCCAGAAUAGUGACGGUAACACACCACUGCACGUGCUAUGCCAGAGUCGAGCAGACGAUAGCUUACAACUCAUACACACCCUAUUACGAACUGAUACUGAUACCACUUUAAUCAACAAAAAUGGCGAAUCACCAUUAGACGUGGCUGCUAUGUACAAUAGAAAAGACCUUGUGUCAUGUUUGAUGGAUAGUGACGUAUGCAUGACCGGAAACACGUCCGCCAUUAUUGAGUCCGCCAUUAGAGGUCACACAGAUAUUGUACAGUUACUGCUGGAUUUCGGAGUCAAUCCUAACUGUAUUGACAAAGAUCGCAAAACGUGUGCAUUACACGAAGCCACCAGGUUUCUGAGAAUGAAGGUGGCUGAGGAACUGUUGAAGUAUGGCGCUGAUCCAGAAAAAGAAAAUUCAAUGAAAGAGACUCCUUACAGUAUAGCAUCUCAACUUCCUUCUACAAAAUCAGCGGAUUUCAUGAAAUUGUUCGAAGAGUACAAAGGGAAAGGCCCAACAGUCAUGCCGAAGUUCCUUAAGGUUUCGUCAGGGAAGCCGAAUUUAGAGGUCAAAGAUUAUCCUUUGAUUGAAACCGAUCCGUCCUGGACAAAAAACAGUCCUGAUUUUUGUAACGCCUGCACAGCAAACAGCCCCAAUACUAAUUUGCUAGACGGAAACCUCCGUAGUUUUUGGGUGAUACCAGCUGUGACGGAGGCGUGGUCAGUCUUUGACUUUCACAGUGCCCACACUAUAACGGGCAUUUUCAUUUAUGGUUGGUCAAAUCCACAAAUGAUUAAAACUUUUGAACUACAAACAGCAGAGGAUGUCAGAGGACCGUGGACCACAGUUAACGUGUUCAAUUGUGCCUUAAAAGGCAGUCAAAAUGCCAAAGAUCCGGGGGUUCCUCAGAAAUUUACUGGUUUUACUUCAACGUCCCAGUUUUGGAGAAUAAACAUCAUCUCUAACCACGGUGGCCAGUGCAUGUGUUUUCAGGCCGUGGAAUUUCACGGCACCGAUCACCAGGUCACCGUAUUCUUCGAGCAAUUAAAUUUACAGAAAUAUACGGAUGCCGUAAUUAAAGUGGGAUAUAAUAAUUAUAGAAAAUUUCUUCUUGCCGACGAAACUAAACUACGAGAACUGAUUGAAGACGAGUCAGACUUUAACACAGUGAUUCAGGAAUUAACGAGAUGCAAGCGAAAAGAAUUUGUAUUAACAACAUUAAAGUGGGAGAAACCACCUGUGCAGCAUAUAGAUGUAGGAGAAAAUCUACCAAACGUUGUUGUAAAGGGAGACUAUGGCUGCACAGAGUCCGUGGAACUCUUUAUAAAGGAUGGUAGAAAAGAACCCCUCAGCAAAUCCAGAGUCCAGCUUUGUUCUAAUGGAAGUACAUCACCGAAAUAUUCCACAGCCGUGUUUAAAGAUGUAAUAUUAGAUACAGUUGGAACUUUUGAGUUGUGUGUACGAGGAAUGGAGCACCCGGAAAUAAUUCUACCCAGCCCACACACAGUGGAGAUAAAACCUAAGAAUAAAUUGACAAGAGAAGUUGAGAGGUCAUUUCAGGACUUAGAGGACAUGCUGGAGGGUCUACAAGACUUAUGACGCCUGCAACAACUCAACACGUGUGAAAAUAACGGGCAAAACACCCAUUCAAACAAUCUAAAGAUAUAUUCUUUGGCGGGGAAGGAUACAGUGUACCUGCACAUUUGAAAAAAAAAUUAUAUUAAAAUCAACAUUUUUGUGAUUGCCGCCAUUUUCCCUGGUCGUUAUACUAAUUUGAAGUUAGCUCCCUUACCAUAUCUGUGAUACUGCAGUUAGAAUUUAGAGAGAGAGAGAAAGAAAGAGAGAGAGAGAGAGAGAGAGAGAGAGAGAGAGAGAGAGAGAGAGAGCAGGCCCGUACCGAGGGGGGGGGGGUGCAAACACACGCCCCUGUGAAAACCAUUAAGCACUAUUAAAGUCGGCUGUGUAAAUCAUCAAGCACUAUUAAAGUCAAAUAUUUUCUAAAAUCCCUAGCUUUUACUUUCACAGUAAGGAAUAUGCACCCCCCAUUGAAAAAGUCUGGGUACGGGCCUGGAGAGAGAGAGAUGUACAACAUUGUCUAUAUAGGAAAUAUUGCGCUUCAUGAAGUAUGUCCGUGUGAAGUGUUACAGUUAAAACCCACAUGGACGUGUAUUUUCAAAAAAAAAAAAAAAAGGGAAUCUAUUUCUUGUAUUUCCAUUCUACAUGUUUCUUCAUUUCUGUCGGAAUCCCAUUCGUUAAAAGAGACAUCCUUGUACUAUAUUUAUCAAAUAGUUAUGUAUUCCAUAGGUGGAUCCAGGAAUUUGUUAAGGGGAGGGGGGUCUAGCACUGUACAUCUAACACAACCUCCACCCCUACUCCCGUGUACACGUUAACCUCCACCCCUACUCCCGUGUACACGUUAACCUCCACCCCUACUCCCGUGUACACGUUAACCUCCACCCCUACUCCCGUGUACACGUUAACCUCCACCCCUACUCCCGUGUACACGUUAACCUCCACCCCUACUCCCGUGUACACUUUAACCUCCACCCCUACUCCCGUGUACACGUUAACCUCCACCCCUACUCCCGUGUACACGUUGCUGGUGUACAUAACAUCUUAAGAAGAUCAUCAAACAUUUUUUAUACAGGAAGAUGUUUUAGUUUUACUACUUGUUUCUAAAGUUCUAAUCAUUCUUAUCUCCAUACUCGGGCCUUAUUUCGCAAUGGAGGAAAAAAAAGAGAAAAAAGAAGCUAAUUUAAAUGUUACUCUCAAUGGGCUGGGGGGCCCAGAAGCUCUGUGUUAAAUGGUUCAAAUUCCUGUAUUUUGAGCAUUUAUUGGCACUUCUUUUUUCACUUUCAGAUUGUCUACUUCUUAAACAAACUUUUGUGUUACAUAUACUAUUUGAGAAAAUAUCGUAAAUAUAUAUCAGUGGUCUUAUGUAUCGUAGAAUUAAAUGAUAUACUGGUGUUGAUAAAGAGUGAUGUACAUGUAAGUACCCGCUGAGACUCAAAGACUCGUUAAAAUUAAAUAAAUCUUUAACUAUCUGGUCCGCAAAAGGGGGAUAUGCACCCCUUCUGGAUCCGCCCUUGUAUUCUUUCGCUUAUUGUUUACAACUGCAGCACGUUCAUGAAAAAAUGGAUAGUAUUAUACUUUAUGAAGAUAUCGAGGGCAAAAAGAAAACAAAUGUAAAUAUUAAUGGAUCCAAGUCUAUGAAAACAUCACGUUUCCUAUACUGUACAUGUAUAUACACCUUUUCCCUUCCGAUAUUCGUUACAACUCAAACUAUGCAGUAUUUUAAACCACCCAUUCCCCAUACAGUGUAUCAAAUAUAAAUUUUGUUCUUAUCGUUUUUGAUGUUCGUACAAUUUGCGAUUUUUGCCAUAGUGAAUCCACAUGACUAGCAGGCGUAGAAGAAACCUUAUAAUUUGUUUGUCAGGCUAUUCUCUUGUUGAUUAAACCUUAUAAUUUGUU
Messenger RNA from Ostrea edulis (European flat oyster), 4629 nucleotides. Its product is annotated as transient receptor potential cation channel subfamily A member 1-like. Gene Ontology annotation, molecular function: protein binding. NCBI's taxonomy places the organism in Eukaryota, Metazoa, Mollusca, Bivalvia, Ostreida, Ostreidae. Bases 802 to 2757 code for a protein of 651 amino acids. The record is from RefSeq and is a predicted model, not a curated record. The transcript has 21 exons.